AAAGAGAUUGACUUAGGAUCUAUAUAGCUGGUUGGGUCCCUAUUGCAACGCAUACUCUUCGGCGCCUAUACGUGCAAGGAAGAAAAACGCCCUGGCGCCAGAGUAUUUCUUGUUUAACUCAUAUAUGCACCUUAUACAGUAACGUUAGCCAUGAAGUUCUCAGUGCUCGUCAUCAUCUCGACCGUCUGGGUGAGAACGCUCGCUGCUCCAUCGCCAAAUAGCGGCUAUGGCGAUGGCGACGAUCACUAUCACUGCCAUCAUAAGAACGAAGGUAGCGAUGAUGGUAAGCACUGCAAUAUGCACACCCGUCACGCAAGACCUGUUCGAGGAGAAACAUUGCAUGGAACUCCCUCCCCGCCUUCGCCACUGACGCCUCAGCCCGACGACGAUCGCCCCGGCCCGUCCCGACCCAACCCUAGUGGACCUCUUCUUCCCUCAUCACCCGCGAUCAACGUUGUUCCAAUGGGUGGCAGUAAGAAGGGGACCGACACUACCAUUCCACUUGCCAAGAGACAAUCAUGCGGCGGUGAAAGCAUCGUUUUCGGCACCAGCACCGUCUUCCAUAGUGAUACUGCGACAGGGUCAAAGCCGGGCUCUGCUUCCGAACCCAGCGGUGCCAAAUCUGGCAAAGUCAUUUUCUCCACUAGUAAUUGGAUCGCCGCAAUCUCUGUCGAUGGUGGAGCCACGUUCAACACCAUAGAUCCAACCGUCUACGCAGGACCCGCGAAUCCCGCUACCGAUGCAGGAUUUUGCUGCGACCAAGUUGUACAGUACAUCCCGUCAAUUGACCGUUUCGUUUGGCUUAUGCAGUAUGUCGCGACGAACGACACUAAGAACGUCAACAAGCUUCGGCUGAUAACGUUCCGCCCCGACGACGUGGUUGCUACAGGUAUACAAUCAUAUAUUUAUACGGAUAUACUUUCAUCAGGCGGCUGGCUUGACUAUGGAGAACUCGGUGUCGGUAACACCCAACUCUAUAUCAGCGCCACUCUCUACGGACCAACAUCUGGCCUUAUGGUCUUCCGGGUUCCCAUUUCGGCCCUCAACGUGGUCGGUUCCUAUACUUAUUGGCAAACAAAUGCGAAUGACGGGGCAGUCGCUCAAGGUUCCCGUCUUGCCCAGAAUCCCGGUGCCGAUGCCUUCUGGGCUGGACACUCUGAUCUGGGAAAAGCCAUCCGUGUUUUUAAGUGGUCGGAAUCGUCAACAAGCUACGCCUGGAACGACGUCUCGAUCGAUCAUUGGCCCACAGACAUCUCCAAGUUCGUCUCCGCGUGUCCAGCGGACACAACGAAAAAUUGGCUCUUUAGCAAUUCGGCCAACAACAUUAUCGGUGCCACACGACGCCGCACCAACGAAGUCUGGUUCGCUUGGAACGCAGGCUCCGGGGGCGGAUUCGCCAACCCUCACGUCCAAAUUUUGCAAGUAGACGUGGGGAGCUUUCCGAGCCUUCCCAAACCUAAACAGUGGCAGAUCUGGAACCCCAGUUUCGCCUUCGCGUUCCCGAAUUUCUACACUAGUCGGGAAUGUGGUGAUGUCGGACUCGCUAUUGCGUUCGGCGGCGGGACCUUGAAUCCGAGCGGUGCUCUGGGUGUUGUCACUUCGGAGGGAAUCCUGAUGCAAACUGUGUAUUAUCCUGAACUGAGCAAUACUUGUGAGGAGCGAUUUGGAGAUUAUUUGGGAGUUAGGUCAGAGAAUGGAGUGAAUUAUGAGGGGUUUAUCUAUGCGUUAGAGAGUACGCCAAGCGGGCCCCCUCUGAGGAGUCCGAGAUAUGUUGAGUUCGGGAGAGUGUAGGAGAAAUGUUUUGUUGUUGCCUAAAACGAGUUUGGUA
Molecule: messenger RNA, 1828 nt
Organism: Fusarium redolens
Lineage: Eukaryota; Fungi; Ascomycota; Sordariomycetes; Hypocreales; Nectriaceae
Exons: 1
Coding region: 151-1791 (546 amino acids)
Source: RefSeq, a predicted model, not a curated record